Annulohypoxylon maeteangense is the source of this 999-nucleotide messenger RNA. RefSeq lists its product as uncharacterized. The record is from RefSeq and is a predicted model, not a curated record. NCBI's taxonomy places the organism in Eukaryota, Fungi, Ascomycota, Sordariomycetes, Xylariales, Hypoxylaceae. The transcript has a single exon. The coding region runs from base 1 to 999 and encodes 332 amino acids.
AUGGUGAAAGGGAAGAAGAAAGAGAAGAAGGCAAUUAAAAGGUUUUCGGACUUGCCAGCAUGGUACCGCCGUAUUAUGAGUCGACCCGGAGUAUGUGAGGGCACGGUCGAUGUAAAUCCGAUGUGGUUCGAUGAAGAUAUCUCUGAUCUCGAGGAAAAACCUUUCAAGUGCCGUUGCGAUGCGGCAGAAUAUUCAGACGUUGUGUGCUGGUGUGAUUCAGAUGACAGAUACGACAGCGUUUCUGAACGGUCGUAUCAGGAUGACGAUGCCGAUUGCUUCUAUGAGAUGAAGGAGCAACGCGAGGAAAGAAAGAGUGAUUUGAAAAGGGACAGAGAGCUUUUCGAAAAAGAGAAGAAGGCCGAAUUACGGUUUCACAAGCGCAAGGUGGAGGAAGUUCGGGCGGUGUAUGAGGCCCUUAAGGAGAAGGAGAAGGCUGGUGAUCACUCUCCCAUCACCUUCCUUGAGGACUCGGAGUAUGUGACUAAGCUGAAGAAAGCUGGCAAAAAGGUGCCUCCAUAUCUGAUGCCCAAGCACAAGACGUUCAACCUCUACUGCGCGGAUUACGUGGAGAACUGCUAUCAUGACGACACGGGCACUUAUUGGAGAUAUGUUGAAUUCAACGAAGACGAAUUCGAUGAUAAAAAAGGUGCUAAAAGGUCAAGAGGCUCUGUAUUAGAGAAUGAGGUGACAGGACACGUCUACGUCAACUGCAACAAUCAACUCGAUUUUUCGACCUUCGUCGUCCCCGACCACGCGAGUACAAAGACUUAUUGGUCUGAUGCAUACAGAGGCAAAUAUAAAGCCGCUAUCCAAUUCAUCGGGCAGGACUACGCGAGGAUGACGGUUAGCCGGGAUAUCAUCGAGGCAACCGAAAGCGACCCCUUACCAGCCUCUUGUCCUAAGGUUUUCGAAUUCAUGGGUAUCAACCGCUACAGUCCCAAGCUGGUAGCCGAGGAAGAAGAAGAUAUGAAGAAGAGAAUAGCAGCACGCUCCCAAUAG